CCCAAAUACUUCGGUCGUGACGCCAUGGUGUGCGUCUGCAACGCCACGUACUGCGACACGUUGGACCCCGUGGUCCUGCCGGCCCUGGGCACCUACGUCAAGUACGAGAGCAGUAAGGCCGGUAAGCGGCUGGAACGCAGCGAGGGGAGCUUCCAGCGCAGCCUGCACGCCCCAGAUCUCGUCCUGACCGUGGACACGACGAAGCGGUACCAGAAGGUGAAGGGCUUCGGUGGUUCCGUCACCGAUGCGGCUGCCAUCAACAUCCUUUCCCUGCCGGAAACAGCCCAGGAUCACCUGCUCCGCUCCUACUUCUCUGAGGAAGGGCUGGAGUACAACCUCGUCCGGCUCCCCAUGGCCAGCUGCGAUUUCUCCCUCCAUGCCUACACCUACGACGACGUUCCCUUCGACUACGAGCUCGCCCACUUCAGCCUGCGCGAUGAGGACACGAAGCUGAAGAUCCCCCUCCUCCAUCGAGCCUUGGCCAUGAGUAAGCAGCCGGUAUCGCUGUACGCCAGUCCCUGGACCUCCCCGACCUGGAUGAAGACCAGCGAGUCCUACGUGGGGAAGGGCACGCUGAAGGGGGAGGCAGGGGACAAGUACCACAAGACCUGGGCCAACUACUUCGUGCGGUUCCUGGACGAAUACGCCAAGCACAACCUGACCUUCUGGGCGGUGACGGCGGAGAAUGAGCCCUCGGCCGGGCUGAUCAACAACUACCCCUUCCAGUGCCUGGGCUUCACGGCCGAGCAGCAGCGGGAUUUCAUCGCGCGGGACCUGGGCCCCGCGCUGGCCAACAGCUCCCACCGCCACAUCCAGCUCAUCAUCUUGGAUGACAACCGGCUCCACCUCCCGCACUGGGCCAAAGUGGUGAGUGUGGCGUGGGGUCGGCCGGCACGNUACGCCCACGGCAUCGGCAUCCACUGGUACCUGGACUUCAUUGGUCCCAUACAGGACACGGUGGUGCCCACUCACGAGCUCUUCCCCGACUACUUCAUCCUGGCCACCGAGGCGUGCAUCGGGGCCCACUUCUGGGAGAGGGACGUGAUUUUGGGCUGCUGGGACCGGGGGAACCAGUACAGCCACAGCAUCCUGACGAACCUGAACCACUUUGUGGCCGGCUGGACCGACUGGAACCUGGCCCUGGACCUGGAAGGGGGCCCCAACUGGGUCAAGAACUACGUGGACAGCCCCGUCAUCGUGGACACCAGCGAAGGCAUCUUCUACAAGCAACCCAUGUUCUACCACAUGGGGCAUUUCAGUAAAUUCAUCCCCGAGGGCUCCCAGCGCGUGGGGCUCGUCGCCUCCAAAGAGUCCAAGAAGACGGACUUGGAGUACACGGCUUUCCUGCGCCCCGACGGUGCCGUGGUGGUGGUGGUUCUGAACCGGUCCAUGCAGAACGUCACCUUCGGGUUGGCCGAUACGGUUGGCCUCAUCGCCGCCCUGGCUCCGGCCAACUCCCUCCAGACAUACCUGUGGCGGCGGCAGUGA
Messenger RNA from Charadrius vociferus (killdeer), 1488 nucleotides. RefSeq names its product glucosylceramidase-like. Gene Ontology annotation, molecular function: glucosylceramidase activity. The transcript has 9 exons. The coding region runs from base 25 to 1488 and encodes 487 amino acids. Lineage: Eukaryota; Metazoa; Chordata; Aves; Charadriiformes; Charadriidae. The record is from RefSeq and is a predicted model, not a curated record. Gene Ontology annotation, biological process: glucosylceramide catabolic process.